Anoplophora glabripennis (Asian longhorned beetle) is the source of this 2523-nucleotide messenger RNA. Its product is annotated as serine/threonine-protein phosphatase 6 regulatory ankyrin repeat subunit B-like. The annotation marks the transcript as partial. The record is from RefSeq and is a predicted model, not a curated record. Lineage: Eukaryota; Metazoa; Arthropoda; Insecta; Coleoptera; Cerambycidae. Gene Ontology annotation, molecular function: protein binding. The transcript has 7 exons.
GUCAACGAGCCUGUCACACAGGGCCUGAUGCCCCUGCACUACGCCGUCUGGCAGAGGUAUUACGAGGCGGCUCAACUUUUAUUAACCAGAGGUGGUGACGUUAACGCCACAGACGAGUGCGGAUACAGUCCUUUGCACUUGUCGGCAGAACACGGAUACACGGAAGUGGUCCGUCUGCUGCUUAAAUCGGGCGCCAAGGUGGACUACAGGCCCAACACGGACGAAGACUUCCCCCGCACCACGCAAUGCGACGAACCCCUCAGACUGGCCAUCAGGAACAAGCACAUGGAGAUCGCCAGGAUGCUGCUGGAGCACGGCGCCGACCCCAACAAGCGAUACUUUUUCGGCGCCGAAAUCAACCUUGUUACGGACCUGGAAUUUUUGGAACUGCUCCUCACAUUCGGCGCGAAUCCCGACAGCAGGGACAGGUCCGGACUGACCCCCCUGAUGAAGGCCGUCCGCCAACCCCAGGGGAUGGAGGCCGUGCUAUUGUUGUUAAAAUAUGGAGCGGACGUAAAUGCUAUUGCAGACGAGAGGCACGACUAUAGAACCGUGUUACACUACGCAGUCUUAUCCGGAAACUACGAAAUCAUCAACUUGAUCAUAAAACAGGGCGCCAAACUUAACUACGACGAGGAGUACGACUUGGGCAAACCCAGCCCGCUAGAUUUGGCCAUUCUCAAGGGCGACCCGAAGAUCGUGGAACUGCUGAUCAGAUCAGGGUCUGACGUCAAUUGCAGUUCUCCGAUAAUAGGAUCCCCGUUACACGUAGCAUGCGCAGACAACAUCCCCAACAGAUUCGACAUAUUACAGAUGCUCCUGAAGGCGGGGGCGGACCCGAAUCUGAAGGUGUUCAGCGACGACCUGGACCGGAAUUCUCAGUUGAGACCCGUCCUGGUGGAAUAUCUGGCCAGUAACGAACACCCCAGCCUGGCGGUCGUGCAUCUGCUGUUGCAGUACGGGGCGAGGGUGGUGAUGAAGACUCAGUUCAGGGACCCCGACGGCAUGCUGAACUCGCUCCACAACGUCAUAUCCGACAACUGCGACUCGAUAUUCUUCCUCCUGCUGGAGUCGUGCGAGUCCUUCGACCCGUGCAUGAUCCGGAGAAACAACGUGAUGUCCCCCGACCAGAAGACCGCCCUGCUGGAGCUGGCCAAGUACCCCCAGUCGCUGAAGAGGCAGGUUAGGCUCUACUUGAGGAGGAUGCUGGGGGCCGGACUGAUGUACGCCGUGUCCGACUUCGAGCUGCCCAGGUCCCUGGCCAAAUAUUUGCUCUUCGACUACAGUUGAGGUCGCGGAGGGCGGCGCGACCCCUUGUGAUUUCAUUGGUGAUACUCCGGUUCGGCACGGACCGGAAAUUGUCUCGAGAUUGGUGGUUACCCUUCUGCGUAUAUUGUUCGUUUGGUUUCCGUACAGGAAGUAGAUGGUCUUCUGGCCACAGGGUGUGUCUUUAACACUACUAACGUUUGGGAGUUGUUUGUGGAGAGAGAAUUAUUAACCGCUAACACUGACUGGGUUUGUCUACAUAUGUAUCGGUACUAACAGGUAACGCGUGUAGUCCUCUUAUAUUUUUUCUUGUCCCCACUAGAUAACCGUAACAGGUAUCAGUACUAAGAUGUAUCCUUUUUAAGUUGUGGAUAUUGCGGAAAUUAUUUUAAUUGCAACGUUUCACUAAUAUUUAACGUGUAUUAAAACUACUAGCACCCCUUAGCUGCAGUUCCUCCUUAAGGAAAGCAUUGAUUUUAUUUAUUUUUGUUAAUAGCACUUUUGUUUUAUUUUUUUAAUUACUAACCUAACCUAACACAACAUAAAUUUACUUCGUAAUAUUUAACUAAUAUAACUUAUAACAAAAUGUUAAACAUGUAAUUUUAAUAAAUAUCAACGUAAUCCCUAAAAGUGAAUAAUAUUAAUAUUAUUAACAGUGUGUGUUUUUCUGUAUAUUACUGAUGAACUAACGCGGCUCGAAAUUGAUAGUCUUUAUACAAUAUUUUGAGUUACUAACAUUAUCUAACGGCUAAAGUGGUCAGAAGAAUCGUCACAGCGUAUUGGGUUGCCUGAGAACUAGCAGUUUGUUGAUGUUGAUGCACUGAAAAAAAAAUUGUAUGCACUAGAGCUUCCAGGUCACUGAACUUGACUGAUUAAAUGCACAAUAUAAACGUUGCAAUCGAUACUGCGCAUAAAAGAAGACAUGGCAAGAAUCGACGAUCGAUUGUCGAUGUUUUGUUUCUCUUUCCUUCCAACACGAAGUCUCAGUAGUAUCAGGAUUCGGGGACAAUUUAGAAAUUGACCACUGGGGUUACUAUACAGGGUGUUUCUGAAAUAAGUACGUUCCUGGAAGAGGGUGAUAGAAGGCUCGAAAUUAAGCAACUUUUAUUAAGGGAACUGAUGAUCUAAAACACGUUUUGAAAAAAAAAUUCAAAUGAGGCACCUGUAAGGUCUUUCCGAUACCGAAGUCAGUUGAACAUGUAUAAAAACGCCUAGCAAUAAAAUUUAAUGAAUUACAUGGGCGUCACAAAAAAGUUU